Molecule: messenger RNA, 1233 nt
Organism: Symbiodinium natans
Lineage: Eukaryota; Dinophyceae; Suessiales; Symbiodiniaceae
Source: the annotation of a GenBank genome assembly
AUGAGUCAUGACGUUCCGUAUCAUGAGGUAGGCAGCGCGGAAGAGCUCACCAACGCAGAACAUUGUGAGUAUUCUCUGUCCCAGUUCUUUCCUACCUGCGACCUCGGUGCUGGCUCCUUUGGAGUGGUGCAGAAGUGUGUGAACUCGGAGAAUGACAAUGUUUAUGCCAUGAAGGUCAUUGAGAAAGCCCGCGUCAUGGAGAAGAAUAUGGGAGAGCAGGUGAAGCGGGAGGUGUUGACCCAACUGAAAGUCAAACACAAAAACCUUGUCCGACUGCAUUACUACUUUGAAGACGCUGCCAAGAUCUAUUGCCUCCUCGAGUUUGCAGAUAAGGGACAGCUCUUUGCAUAUUUAAAAGCAGGGCCCCUCUCAGAGCCAAGAGCUGCCAGCUUCUUCUUCGAUACAGCCAGAGGUAUUGACUAUCUGCACAGCCUUCAAGUUGCACACCGAGACCUGAAGCCCGAGAACGUCCUCCUUUUUGGUGACGAGCUGCUGGCAAAGGUUGGUGAUUUCGGUUGGUGCGUCGAGCUGAAAGAUGGUCCAAGACUAACCUUCUGUGGGACACUGGAGUAUGUUUCACCCGAGAUGUUAUGUGGCGAGCCGCAUGAUGAAGGUGUAGAUCUGUGGGCUCUUGGGGUCCUCCUUUACGAGAUGCUCCUGUCCCAAGCUCCUUUCCUGGGAUCCAAGAAAGAUCUCAUGGACAAGAUUUGCGAUGUCGACUUCUGCAUUCCCAGUGGAUCCAUAUCUGCAGGCCCCGAAGAACUGAUCCGUGGCUUGCUUAAACGAUCGAGCUCAAGCCGGAUGCCGUUGAAGCGAGUGCUGGAGCACGAGUGGUCUCUUGCCGUCUGUGUAUUGCAGGAUGCCAGGGAGACACGGACAGAACUGGCAGUCGGUGACCAGCCGCGACCGAAAGCUCGCAGUCGAAAAAGCUUCUUUUCCACCCUGCCCGAGCUGCAUUGCUUUCAUCGUUCACGAUGCUCUCGAUGCUCUGAAAGAUGGCGCGUCGUAUUGGAAGAUGCUCGGAUGUGUUUUUGCGGUUUUUUUGGCAUUGUCCAGGAUUCCGGUCGGAGGGGCUCAAAGUACUUCAUUCGCGUGGCCUCACAUAUGUGCGUUCAACCGCCUUUUAGAGCCUCUGCCCUCCUAAGCACUUCUACUUCCUUGCCUAAAGCCACUGGUGCCAUGUCGCAGUGCAGCACUUUGGCGAGGGGGGAGACUCCGCUGUUGGUGCCAUAA